GUUAGUGCGCGAUAUGUUGAAUGAGUCUUUCAUGAACGAAACAAGAUAUGACUUUGGAAUUACCCCGCGUUUUUUCAAAUGACCAGGCUACGUUGACCUGCAAGUUUGUCUGAUCAACGUGAUACAUGGUUUUCCUUUGAUAGGUUCUUGAAAUGUCCUGACUCUCUUACAGCUGUAGAGUAAUCAAUAAGAAGGGCCCACCAGUUUUGUGGCCCAUUGAUAUGACUCCAGUUUUAAGGAACGUUUGAAUGUGCCAUGAGAAUAGAUAUAUCCCAUUCAACUCCGUAUAUUACAUCUAUGCUAACCCCGUCUGUCUGACGGUGAUAAUGAGAAGCCAAAUGCGCGUUGAGUCGGACGAAUUCACUUCGGGCACUCGUUUAUUCAGACAGACAAUAAGAAUGAAAAGCGGGACGGGGAAGACAAGUAAACUAAAGGAACUUGAUGAAUAGGGCGAUACACAUGCCCAUAUACAGUCAAGUUAAUGAGUAAGCAAUUGACAAAGUCAAAAUGUGACUGAAGAAGAAUGAACAAAUUGGUCUGUCCGGAGGCCAGAAUAACCCAUAUCGGCUUGACAUAGCGUUUUGACAUUAUGGAUGACGUCAGUUCGUGAUGAAAGCUAUAAAUCUGUUUCCUAACCCUAACCAUCAGCUGAAAAUCAUAAUUCUAAUUCAUCGCACUGGUUUAUAACCCUCGGCUAGCAUUUUUUACUAAGUGGACAUUCCCAAUGUCACUUUAACGUUGCUGUAAGGUCGUCCAUAAAUUAUAGUCUCGUCGAGAUUGAGAUAGGAUUUCCUCAAGAUACUCUGUAGUAAAAGUAAAAUAUUGGUACUAUAAUUUUAAGUAAGACAAAGCAAAGAUAAUGGUGAGAUUUUGUUCGACAGUCGUAUAAUAAUGUUAUUCUAAUAUUAGGGUGUAUUUUAUUGAGUUAAGGAUUCUCUCUGGAUUUUCACUCGGUAAACAACAUAGCUACCCCUCAAAUGCCCUGAUACGGCUGGUGAUGGUGAGAGUCCGCUCUCCCUUUCAUAUUGCUCUCACAUGACCUUGCGUAUACAGGUAUUGCAGGGGUAGUCUUAUUCACUGUUCUCUCGCUGCGGCGGCGUUGUUAAUAAUACUAAGGGGACAAAAAGUGAGUUUCUAGCUAUUUAGCCUGGUUGGUGGAUAUAGAGGAUUCACCUAGGGUAAUUGGAAAACCCUGAUUCCAAACCAAUGGUGCACAUGGGCUUCAGGAUCCUGAGGGAACAAAGGGUGUAUGAACCUAUUGUUGGUGUUCGGAUACUGUGGGGCCGCAUUUCCUAACAUUGCCCUACUGUCUUGUGGAUUAGACCCUUAGUUUAUACCUUAGUUCUGUAUUCUGGGUCGUGAAUCCUUUACCCGAUAUAACGUGGCUAGUUUCAUUAUCGUAUUAACGUAUUGUAAUAUAUCUGAUGGUGAGAAAAAUAUUUUAAAGCAUCCGUUGUAUCAACCUCAGACACUAAAUGUAGUCACUUUACCAAAUAACUACGAUUUCAGUCAUGUGAUUUCGUUCAUGUACUCGAAAAGUUCCAAGUCAUUUCGGCUUCAUCUGCCAUUUUCUUCAAAGAUGCUUCUGAAAUAUCAGUGGUGAAAUUUAUCAGUAGUGUUAGGUUUAAGAAACCUUUACUGGUUCCCACUAUUGUGUUAAAUAUGAACAAUUUCUUUUUUAAAUAUUCAAGAUUCUUAUUGAGAAAAUAAGAACAACAUAUAUGAGCGAACAAUAUUGUAAAGCUUAGAGAAGAUCUAAUUUAUUUUCAGCUUUCCGCUCCCCUCUUGGGUGUUUUGUGUACUUUUAAGAUACAUCAAAUGAAAAACAGUAAAAUACAAAUCAAAAGUAAUCACAAGCAUGUUUUCUGAUCCAUCUGACUUCAUUUUUCGUGUGUAUUGUCUAUCUAUUUUAAAGGGAAUAAUCUCAAUUUGAUACAUUCAAUUAAAUGUCCGAUUCAGAGGAUUCAGAUAUUGGUUUGCUUGUGCAAGCACUGCCAGUUUCGGAUUUUGAUUUGAAUGAUCCACCUAAUCACGAGAAGGCCCUUACAUCACCUGAUGAAUACUUAAAAUUUGUGCGGUAUCAAGCUUCAUCAUUCCCGAGUGUGUUAUGUUGUCAAAAUCCGCCUACAGGUAUGGUCAACCAAACGGCUACCUCAGCAACUGAGUAUUUUAAAUCGACUGACAAUGACAUUCAAAAAACUUGCAAGGUCAUUUCCACGAAGAUUUCAAGACAUUUACAGGAAAAUCAAAUCAAUCAUUUCCGUAAAACUGUUGAUGAAUACCAAUGUUUGAAGUCACUAGUUUUGAGAAAUUUCGAUGAUAUGAUUAAUGUUAAAAGCACUUUGAUAAGUAAAAACCCUAGUGGUGAUGUUGUACACUUACUAUUAAAGUUGUUUCAAGAUGGAGCUAUUUGAUUUCUGCAGGUGAUUAUUGUAGGAAGCAACUUCCUACAGGUGUAACUCUAAGCUAUUCUCUAGACUGUCGAGCACAUAGUCUUAAUAUAGCCAAAGUCAGAACAAUAACUAGAGGAUAGGAAAAAUGAGUCAACAAGGCGAAUGUUGCUUUAUAAUGAACAUAAAAUUGUGAUUGGUGAAUAAACAAGACAUAGUCAUACAAGGUCAAAGAAAGUUAAUGCAGUAGUGGGCGUUUCACCUUAUCAUUGGCAAGUUCGUUCAUCGAUCACACUUCACAAUUAUGUCACAUUAUUAAUGGCUUAGAUAUCUGUUCGAUUCUUCUGAAGUAACUUACCAUUCUAUUGGUAGCUAAGAAGAAAUGUAGACUAACAGAUCCGUUUGUAGUAUGCAAUUGUGACAAAAGACUAGAACUGUUAUUCCAAUAACUAAAACAACAAUACUUGAACACACUCCAUCCUUAACUUGGAUCGCUCAACGAACCAGGUCAGAAAUUAUGACAUUGAUUAAUUUGGUUGCAUCCGUAUGCACCAAAAAGCACUGGAAUUCUAAAUUGAACGUGUGGAUUUUUUCUCUUCUGGUUGCUUUGGAGCCACCAUUCCAUCCAGAUUUAUGCCAUGAUCUUCGCACUAUCGUUAAACGAUGCCGCAAAUUAAGACGGGAUUUCGAGCAGUCAUCAUUUCCUACUACUACUGAUAAUAAUGUGAAACAGUGCAGCGUUGUCGCUGAAGAUAUUGAAUUUUUCAAUUUAUGUAUCAAUCUUAUAUCUCAUACUUUUGGUCAAUCUGAUCUAGCCGAUGAAUUAACUGACUAAAUGAUUUCUGUCUUUCUAUAUUCUUUUUUUAACUGGUAUUCACGUGUAAAUAAUAAUUUUAUUUCACACAUUUCUGCUUUUCUUAAUUUGAACUAUCUAACUAGUGAUACACAUUGGAAUUAAAUAUUCCGUUCAAUUUAUACUUUGUUCGUAUGCCAUUUUAAAAAACUAUUAUUACGAAUUGAACUUACUCCCUAAUUUAAUUUUCUUAGAAGUUCUUUUGUGGUUACGUAUAAAUCAACGAAUUGUAUAAAGCCUUGAUAAACUUAAGUAACCGGAAGUAUAAUUAACGGAUGAUUACUUGUAUUCCGUUUUAUUGUUAAAUAAAUCACUGAGAUUAUGGAGAAUAUUUGUAGCUUGGGAUGAAUAUUUUGAAGGCAUUUUCUCUGAGCUAAAUAGUUUAUUCGUGAACCUUUCAUCGUCUUUUCCGACAACAUUAUCAAUACACAUACUUCAAUAAGAGGUGAUUCAUUAGAAUUUCUCUACAAAUGACUAGCAUGUUGUUUCGUUGAACUAGAAUUUACUGGCUUGUUGUGGCCGUUGUUUACAUGGCUAUUUCUAUUGCUUUGACCUCCGACCUUGCAGCUGUUUAUCCUUUUUCUUUUAAGUUAAUAAGCUGAGUCGACUUCUAUAGGCCUAUUAAUUAGUGCAUCCCCAGAAUCCGGACUUUUAAAAAUUCUCCAACAUUACUUGCAUUUUCUUUAUCCAAUGUUUCCAUGUUUUCCCAGUCGAUCUAAUUUUCAAUGUUGUCUACAUGCAUUGAUAUAUGUAAAGCUAUGUCAUAGGUUUAAACCGAGAGAGGCGUCACUUAUUAAAUUGUACACUCGUGAUACCGUCAAGAAAUACACGAUUAAACAAUUCAGCUCAGAGGACACGACACCUUCAAAAUAAGUCACUUUUAAUAUAUGCACUCUUUAAACUAUCAGAAAAUAUUGUAUCCGAAAAUAUAUAGUCGUUCUGGAAUUUUUGAUGUAUAGUGUAAAUUUUGAUGUUCGAGCUAAUGGUCAUAUUUCAUUUGACCGUUUCCUGGCCUUUGGUUAAGGAAUGUAACGAAAAGUUCAUCUGGUCACUCACUCAUCUUUCAUAGUAAGUCUCAUCCUAAAUCAUCACUGUGCUUAUAAAAGUCGGUCAAGUAUAAAUGCACACUUUUAACUUAAUUUUCUGUUCAUAAAUAGCAAACGACUAAUUUGAUACCAGUGGUAUUAAAAUAAAGUCAACCAACGUGAUAGUCCUUCGUAGUUACGUCAUCUUUUAAUGUCAUGUUUCUUAAUGUUAAAAUAAUCAGUUCUUUGUUACGAAAUCAAUUAUUUUCGCUAACGUCCAAUGUAAAAUUAAUGAUGAACAAAACAACCAAAAAACGUUGAUAAUCAGUUAUUUUCGAACUUGUACUGUUGCAAUAUUUCCUUUUUUCAAGUGAAAUUUCUCUAACUAAGCUGAAGUUUUGCUACGCUGCUGACUUGGCCCUGCUUUUAUGGAGGUU
Messenger RNA from Schistosoma haematobium, 4705 nucleotides. RefSeq names its product gem (nuclear organelle) associated protein 2 (gene GEMIN2). Gene Ontology annotation, cellular component: nucleus; SMN complex; spliceosomal complex. NCBI's taxonomy places the organism in Eukaryota, Metazoa, Platyhelminthes, Trematoda, Strigeidida, Schistosomatidae. Bases 1947 to 2414 code for a protein of 155 amino acids. The record is from RefSeq and is a predicted model, not a curated record. The transcript has 9 exons. Gene Ontology annotation, biological process: spliceosomal snRNP assembly; spliceosomal complex assembly.